AUGGCCAAUUCAGAUGAUGAUGAUGCUUUUCUUUAUUCAGAUGAAGAGCAAGAAGUUGAAAAACAAGGACCAAAAGUUAAAAGAGUAAAGUUUGCUGAUGAAGAAAGCAACAAGGAGGAAGAUAAAACUAAUGAAAAAGAGCAACAACAACAGAAACAAGAAGCAUCAAAUUCUGAAUCAGGUUCAGGUUCAGGUUCAGAAUCAGAUUCCGGUUCAGAAUCAGAUGAUGAUAUAGAUAUUAUAAUAAGAGAUACCCAACCAACAAAAUCAAAAUCUAGUGGUACAACCAUCAUUGGGAACGAGGCAUUAUCUGAGAUGACAGAUCCUGAAGAAUCAACAUCAUCGUCGUCGACAACAGCAGCAGCAGGAACAACAACAAUCAACAAGAGACAAUCUAGCUCAACUAUUAAUCUUGAAUCGGUGCCUCGAUAUCAACAAGAAGAAGAUGGAGAAGGAGAUGGCACGUUGAUAACUCAAUUAGAUAUUGAAACAUUAAAACUUAAACCAUGGAGAGCACCUGGUGUUGAUGUAUCUGAUUAUUUCAAUUAUGGAUUUGAUGAAUUUACAUGGUUGGCUUAUUGUCAUAAACAAGAUAAAUUAAGAGGUGAAUUCAAUCCUCAAAAAGUGAUGGAAAAUAUUAUGAAAGGUCCCGGUGGUGCUGUGGGUGCUAAUGGUACUAAUGGUAUUAAUUUGGGUGACAAAACAGGACAACAGCAACAGCAGCAGCAACAACAACAACAACAACAACAACAACAACAGCCACCACAACCACCUAUGGGUAUGAUGAUGCCACCUCCAGGAUUCAUGGCUAAUAUGCCGAUGCCACCAAUGGGAUCUAUGCCACCAAUGCCUAAUAUGGCCAACAUGCCAAAUAUGGCCAACAUGCCAAAUAUGGCUAAUAUGCCUCCGCCACCUCCAGGGUUUAAUGGUCAGUUCCCUGCACCUUAUAAUAUCCCUCAUACUAUGAAUCAAAAGCAAUAA
Messenger RNA from Candida albicans SC5314, 981 nucleotides. RefSeq names its product cleavage polyadenylation factor subunit. Gene Ontology annotation, molecular function: RNA binding. Gene Ontology annotation, cellular component: mRNA cleavage and polyadenylation specificity factor complex. The coding region runs from base 1 to 981 and encodes 326 amino acids. NCBI's taxonomy places the organism in Eukaryota, Fungi, Ascomycota, Pichiomycetes, Serinales, Debaryomycetaceae. The transcript has a single exon. The record is from RefSeq and is a predicted model, not a curated record.